AUGUCGGCGAAGGGGAUCUUUGAUGUUCUCAUCCUUGGAGCAGGCACAGCGGGUUGCGCAGCUGCUCGUUCCAUAGCACUAAAGUACCCAAACGCGUCGGUGUGUCUUGUUGAGAAGGGCACUCGACGGCCUCCGCCUUUAGCGAUGCGUGUGCCGUUGUUAACGCCCAUGAUUCCAUCACUGCGCAGCACGCGAGAGUUUAUUCGUACAUACUCUGGGGUCCCAGAAAGCAGUUUAGGUGGUAGACAACUCACUUAUGUGCGGGGAUGUGGACUAGGUGGUAGCAGUUGGUGUAAUGAUAUGAGAUAUCUUCGUGGUACCGCCGCAGACUAUGAGGCGUGGAAUGAUCCCGCAUGGUCCUUUGAAAAAUUAUUACCUUUCUUUAAGAAACUAGAGCGGAACUCACGUGGUGGCUCAGAGUUUCACGGCGAUAAUGGUCCCCUCGCCGUUUCAGACGCUCCACGGUCGAAUAUUAAUUCGGAGUUAAAUAUCCGAUGGUUUGAGGCCUGUGAAGCACUUGGAAUACCAGAGACCGUAGACUUUAAUCAUGGAGUGGCGGAUGGAUUUUCAGCUUUCCAGUCACAUAUCAAAAGAGGGGUACGCGUUGAUAUCUUUGAUGCACUUUUAGAGGUGGAUAGACACUUAUUUCCCAAUUUAACGAUUAUGUCAGGUGUAACAGCUCAUCGACUUGUUUUUGAUAGUCAACAAGUUAGAGGCGUUGAGAUUCUUCAUAAAGGACGUGAAGUAGAAAUUCUUUCUGCACCCCGAGUUGUUAUUUGUUUAGGUUCUUUAGAUUCACCAGCAUUGCUACAACGCAGUGGGGUUGGGGCUGAGGGGAAAGUUGCUGAACUUCCCAAUGUUGGAAAAAACCUCAUUCAGUCCUGUUGUGCAACUAUCGUAUUUGGCAUCAAACAAAAUACCAAUCUUCACAGCAAAUCUAUAAGUGGGCGCAAUGCUAAAUAUCUUCUGCGCCAGUGGCAAGAAUAUGGAGAGGAACGUUCUGGUAUAUUUGCAUCAUUUGUAGAGGGUGGAGCGUUUGUGCGCUCAACUCCGACAUUACAAUCACCUGAUUUAUCCUUAACUUUUUUCCCAACUCCUAAUGUGCGUUGGUGCGGUUAUAUUCCAUUUGAUGGCUUUGCUGUACGUAUAGCACACCACUACCCAAAAAGUCGUGGAGAAGUUAUGGAUAUAUCGGCAUCUGAAAAAGAAAAAGAAAAAAAAGGGAAAAACAAAAAUCAUAAUUCCCUUCGUAUUACAAGUGGUAUGCUCUCCAAUCAGCACGAUGUGCAAUGUAUGGAUGAGGGUGUGCGUUGGGUCGGUUCACUCUGCACGGCGGCGAUGUCCAUGCACCAUCAUGAUCUUCACGGCAUCCCAACAUCACCUUUCGCAUCACUCGGGGUGUAUGUGCGGCAUCCACCGCGCGGUUUGCAGACAAAACUCGACACCGCCGCGUUUCUUGGAGAGUAUGCAGAAAGUAGCGGUAAUCUUUUUGGAACUUGUGCCAUUGGAGAAGUUGUGGACGGUGCGUUGCGGGUGCGGGGUGUGGACGGUGUGCACGUGGCAGACGCCAGCAUUGUACCGACCCCAACGUGCGGUGAGAGCUCUGUUAUUGGUGCCGCUAUUGGAUCAAGAGUAGCGUUAUUUUUACAAGUAUAG
This is a messenger RNA of Trypanosoma theileri, 1656 nucleotides long. RefSeq names its product oxidoreductase. The record is from RefSeq and is a predicted model, not a curated record. The transcript has a single exon. The coding region runs from base 1 to 1656 and encodes 551 amino acids. NCBI's taxonomy places the organism in Eukaryota, Euglenozoa, Kinetoplastea, Trypanosomatida, Trypanosomatidae. Gene Ontology annotation, molecular function: oxidoreductase activity, acting on CH-OH group of donors; flavin adenine dinucleotide binding.